Molecule: messenger RNA, 693 nt
Organism: Ostreobium quekettii
Lineage: Eukaryota; Viridiplantae; Chlorophyta; Ulvophyceae; Bryopsidales; Ostreobiaceae
Source: the annotation of a GenBank genome assembly
AUGUUCAAGCGGCGCGACUGGGUGCCGUCACGCGACAACCAGGACGACAGUGACAGUGAAUUGAGUGAUGAGGACAGAGAAGGUGAGGGUAGCAGCGAAGAGGGUACAUCUUUGCUGGAGGACAGCGGUGGCUCUGGGGAUGACAUCAUUGAAUUGGACACAGAAGAGGAGCUCGAGGGUGUGAUACGGGACUGGAUGGAUGCAUCAAAGGAUGAAUCAGUGAAGGGUGUGGCGCUGCGGUGCGCACUUUGUGAUAGACUCCUCCUUGGGGCGCUAACCUUCAGGCAGCACAUAGCAUCCAAGAACCACAGAAAGAAGAUGAAUGCAUGGGACCCAGAGAAUUGCAGGGAGCCCACUGAUCCCAUUGAGUUGGCAGGCAGGAUGCCAAAUGAAAAGGAAGGUGAGACAAUGGAAGAUUAUAUGCAAAGGCUGGAACAGGCUACCCGAGGGUUUGAAAUUCAGCCAGAAAAGAUGGCAGCCCCAGCGGCUAACGGACAGCAGCCCCGAUCGACAGUUUCUACACUGAAUGGAGGCGGCACCAAUCCCGGGCAUCACCGGCGGUCUCAACCUUCUAAGAAGAAACGAGGUCGGAAGGAAGAACGCUCGGCGUCGUCCAAAGGAAAAAAAAGGGGCAGGACGUUUGGAAAAAAGGAAAGGCAAAAGGCGAGAAAAGGAUAUGGAACAACGGAUUAA